This is a messenger RNA of Raphanus sativus (radish), 3036 nucleotides long. RefSeq names its product potassium transporter 13. Gene Ontology annotation, biological process: potassium ion transmembrane transport. Gene Ontology annotation, cellular component: plant-type vacuole; vacuolar membrane. The transcript has 10 exons. The coding region runs from base 97 to 2682 and encodes 861 amino acids. The record is from RefSeq and is a predicted model, not a curated record. NCBI's taxonomy places the organism in Eukaryota, Viridiplantae, Streptophyta, Magnoliopsida, Brassicales, Brassicaceae. Gene Ontology annotation, molecular function: potassium ion transmembrane transporter activity.
UCUGAUCAGAUAACGAAUCUGAAUCACAAUAAGAUCUAAACCUUCCCGCGUCACUGAUUGAUCUUUUCUCUCUCUCUCUCUCUCCCGACGGUACCGAUGUUUAGCGUGGAAGAAGGAAGCAGCGGAGGAGACGCCGGCUCCGAGAUGGACGAUGAGAUAACCGGAGACGGCUCCACGACGUCCUUGUCGCGCUGGGUCUUCGACGAGAAGAACGAUUACGACGCAAUCGACGACGACGACGAUUACGACGAAGACGACGACGGGUACGACGAGCGUCAGCACGGAGACGUGGAUUCCGACGAGGAGGACGACAAUGUGGAGCAGCGUCUGAUUCGUACUAGCCCCGCCGUUGACUCUUUCGAUGUCGACGCGCUUGAGAUCCCUGGAGCUCAGAAGAACGACAUCGAGGACUCAAGCAUAGGAAGGAAGCUAGUACUUGCUUUGCAGACCUUAGGGGUUGUAUUUGGUGAUAUUGGAACUAGUCCCUUGUACACUUUCAGUGUCAUGUUCAACAGAUCUCCAAUCAACGAUAAGGAAGAUGUAAUCGGAGCCUUGUCAUUGGUUAUAUACACUUUGAUAUUGCUCCCUCUUGUAAAGUAUGUGUUUUUUGUUCUUUGGGCCAAUGAUGAUGGUGAAGGUGGUACUUUUGCUUUGUAUUCGUUGAUCUGUAGGAACGCGAACGUUAGCCUUAUCCCGAAUCAGCUUCCAUCAGAUGCGCGCAUUUCGGGAUUUGGUUUGAAGGUUCCAUCUCCGGAACUUGAAAGAUCCUUGAUAAUUAAAGAAAAACUUGAGGCGUCAGUGGUGUUGAAAAAGCUUCUUCUGAUUUUGGUUCUUGCCGGCACUGCUAUGGUGAUUGCUGAUGCCGUUGUUACGCCUGCAAUGUCAGUAAUGUCUGCUAUUGGUGGCCUGAAGGUUGGAGUUGGUGCUAUAGAACAAGAUCAGGUGCUCGUGAUAUCAGUCAGCUUUCUUGUGAUCUUGUUCAGUGUACAGAAAUAUGGAGCCAGCAAAUUGGGGCUUGCUUUGGGUCCAGCUUUACUUCUGUGGUUCUUCUGUCUUGCGGGAAUUGGGAUUUACAACCUUGCAAAAUAUGACAGCAGUGUUUUUAGAGCUUUUAAUCCUGCGCACAUCUAUUUCUUUUUCAAGAGAAAUUCUGUUAAUGCGUGGUAUGCGCUUGGGGGUUGUGUUCUAUGUGCAACUGGUUCGGAGGCCAUGUUUGCAGAUCUUAGCUAUUUUUCGGUUCACUCGAUCCAGCUUACUUUUACCCUUCUGGUGUUACCUUGCCUCUUGUUGGGUUAUUUGGGCCAAGCCGCAUACCUUUCUGAAAAUUUCAGCCAUGCUGGGAAUGCUUUCUUUUCGUCAGUUCCAAGUUUCAUAUUCUGGCCAGUCUUUCUCAUCUCUAAUAUUGCUGCUCUUAUUGCCAGUCGUGCAAUGACAACUGCCACAUUUACAUGCAUCAAACAAUCAAUAGCACUAGGCUGUUUCCCGCGUCUUAAAAUCAUCCACACGUCAAAGAAAUUCAUCGGACAGAUAUAUAUACCGGUUCUAAACUGGUUCCUUUUGGUGGUGUGCCUGAUCGUCAUCUGCUCUAUCUCAAACAUCUUCAUGAUUGGAAACGCAUAUGGCAUUGCAGAGCUGGGAAUUAUGAUGAGUACGACAAUUUUGGUGACCCUUAUCAUGCUUCUUAUCUGGCAGACGAACAUCAUAGUCGUGUGCUUGUUUGCAAUUGUUGCUCUAGGAGUCGAAUUGAUGUUCUUCUCAUCAGUUUUGUCAAGUGUGGCUGACGGAAGUUGGAUCAUCCUGGUUUUUGCUGCAAUCAUGUUUUUCAUUAUGUACGUUUGGAACUACGGGAGUAAACUGAAGUAUGAAACCGAAGUCCAGAAAAAGCUAUCGAUGAAUCUACUGCGAGAACUAGGCAGUAAUCUUGGUACAAUUAGAGCACCCGGUAUUGGUCUUCUUUAUAAUGAGCUAGCGAAAGGAGUUCCGGCUAUAUUUGGUCAUUUCUUAACCACACUACCUGCAAUCCAUUCAAUGGUUAUCUUUGUGUGUAUAAAGUAUGUCCCUGUUCCAAGCGUGCCUCAGUCUGAGAGGUUUCUUUUCAGACGUGUCUGCCCAAGAAGCUAUCAUUUAUUCCGCUGUGUUGCCAGGUACGGAUAUAAAGAUGUGCGGAAGGAAAAUCACCAGGCGUUUGAGCAAAUUUUGAUUGAGAGUUUAGAGAAAUUUAUAAGGAAGGAAGCGCAGGAGCGUUCACUUGAGAGUGACGGAGACCAUAAUACGGAUUCUGAGGAUGAUACGACUCUGUCCAGAGUUUUGAUAGCACCCAAUGGAAGUGUGUAUUCACUUGGAGUGCCGCUCUUGACUGAGCACUUGGAGUCAUACAAGCGACCCUCAGAGAAAAGGAGCAGCAUGGAUUUUGGGGCAGGUCCUUCAAAUGAAACACCAGCGCUGGAUGCGGAACAGAGUUUGGAGAAAGAGUUGUCGUUUAUACAUAAAGCGAAAGAGUCAGGGGUAGUGUAUCUACUGGGACAUGGGGAUAUAAGGGCUACAAAGGAUUCUUGGUUUCUGAAGAAGCUGGUAAUAAAUUACAUGUAUGCUUUCUUGAGGAAGAACAGCAGGAGAGGGAUUACAAACCUAAGCGUUCCGCAUUCGCAUUUGAUGCAAGUUGGAAUGACUUGCAUGGUGUAAACCGGAUUUUUGUGAGGAUCUGCAAGCACGCUGAUCAAACAAACUGGUUUUCAUCUACGAGCAAAUCUCAUGGUGUCAUCUGAAGAACACGAAAAAACACAAACCAACUCGGUGAGAGAUUCUUUUCUUUUUACACAUUGUUUCAUAAAUGUUAUUGGUUAUAAAAAGUAUAGGAGAAACAAGAUGAUUUUUUUGUUUUGUUUUGAGGGUUGAGAUAUGAUUUUGUGCUUGUUCUUUUAUUGACUGAUUUGUCCUGGCUCUUUCCAGACUGGGUCUUAUAUUGGCCUGGGUCUUAUAUUGGAGUUGUAUAAUAAAGAGCUUGAUUUGGCAAAGAAUUUUCCUUUUUUUCUUUUC